UCGAGUCUUAUCAACAAAUUACAAAAUGGUUCCAAGGAUUAACAUUUUCAUCAUAACUGUUAUUUCAAUUGUUGUGUUAGGUCUUGUCCAAGGAAAACCAGUCGACAAUAAAGCUAAAAGUGAUUCCAGUGAUACACAGCUAAGACCAAGUGGAUUAAAUUCCGUCAUCCAAACUGAAAAAGAUUUGGAAGCUGCUGCUGACCAUUGGCACAAGCACCACGUUAAACAUGACCACCAUAAAGAUGAUCAUAAGCCUCACCACAAAGAGCAUCAUUGGCACGAAGGCGGGGAACACUGGAAGAAAAAUGCUCAUUCACAUCACGAUAAGGGUCACCAUGAAGAGCAUGCAGGUGAUAAACAUGGACAUAAGAAACACCACAAAUGGGACAGAGAUCAUCAUGACCACCAUUACAAAGAGAAAAAUAAACAUCACAGGGAACGGGAAGAUGAACAUGAAGGACACAGAAAAGACCACGGACAUCGGGAAAAAGAAGAUUGGGAGCACAAGAAAGAGGGUGGUCAUGAACGAUCCUGGCACUGGGACAAUGGAUUCGGAGCUAAGAAGAAUUGGCAUCAUCAUGGAGGUGACUGGAAAGAACGAGAUCAUCAUGGCGAGAAGAAGAAAUGGCAUGAAGAGGAACAUGCAGUUAAACAUGACGAGGAUCAUGGAUCUAAGCAUGAAAAUGAGAAACACCAUCAUCACCAUCAUCAUGAUCAUCAUGAUGGUGGAGGUCAUCACGACCAUGGACAUAAACACCAUGAGCAUAAACAUCAUGGACACAAAAAGCACCAUUCCCAUCAUGAGAAGCAUCAUCCAGAGCAUCAUGACCACGAUAAACAUCGUUGAAAAUAAUGGAAUCCAUCCAAUCCUAAUGUAUUAUUAAAUAAAAUAUUUAAUUUAUUUUUUUCCAAA
Molecule: messenger RNA, 913 nt
Organism: Tetranychus urticae (two-spotted spider mite)
Lineage: Eukaryota; Metazoa; Arthropoda; Arachnida; Trombidiformes; Tetranychidae
Source: RefSeq, a predicted model, not a curated record